Pochonia chlamydosporia 170 is the source of this 1716-nucleotide messenger RNA. RefSeq names its product FAD-dependent oxidoreductase-like enzyme. The record is from RefSeq and is a predicted model, not a curated record. NCBI's taxonomy places the organism in Eukaryota, Fungi, Ascomycota, Sordariomycetes, Hypocreales, Clavicipitaceae. The transcript has a single exon. The coding region runs from base 1 to 1716 and encodes 571 amino acids.
AUGGCUUCCGACGCUGAUCUGGAUACUCGGCAACCCAACGGUGUUGCCGCCAGUCCCAUUGAGCCAUCAACACCUCAGGAGGUUGGACCUCCGCCCAUGUCAUCGCAAGUCACUCUGCCGUCGACCGAGAUACCUGGGUCUCCAAUCGACCCUAAUCAAUCCUUCAAAACCGAAGCAAACGACGACCGACCGGCCACCAUGGUGAUUCCUUCCUCUCUGACCCCGCCGCCGUCCACACAAGUUGCUGCCCACAACAACGCCAGACGAACCUUUUCACAAUCGCAGCAGUCCGCCCUUUGCUCACCGCCAGCUACUAUCCUGAAAAAUAUUCGCGAUCGAGAGGUUGGCACCGACUAUGCUCCGCCAUCUCCUCACCAGGUUCUGGAGGCCCCAACAGAAGAAUUGAGAUCUAUGCUUCAAACAUGUAUCGGCGAACAGCAGAAGUUGAAGAUGGAAACAGCACACCACAAAUUGCAAUAUAAUCUGCUGAGUUUGCAAGCUGAGGAUGACGCUAAGCGUGCGGCAGUCGAGCACGAAAUGAUUCGCAGGGAGGUGGAUGCACUCCGAAUGGCGGAACACACUCGCCAAGCAAGGCGUGAGCUCAGCACUUCAUCUGAUUCUACGCAAGCAAAAUAUUUGCAGAUGAAGAUGUGGUAUGAGGCUGCCAUGGAGGAGAAUGAGACCCUGACUCGUCGGCUGAAGGUCGCUAAGAAGGUUAUUCAGCAGAAGGAGGAGGAAACCAUAUGUUUAACGGAGGAAAGGGAUCUGCUUCUGACACGAAUUCGAGAGAACCGGGAGCAUUUCCACAUGCUAUGUAGCCCUGGGGGGAUUUUCCACAGCGCCUUGACACCAAAGCAGCAGAAUGUUUCGACGCCGCAACAGCAUCGCGUGCCACAGGGCGCUCAGCACCAGACUCCGCGAUCUUUGCAGCGAGGCGAUACGGAGGGCCAUGAGCAUGGUCUGUCAGCUUUGUUGCAGGCUAUGAGCCAGAGCCAGGAUAAUAACAACAGUGCGCCGUCGACACCAAUGACGUCUCACCGAGCUGUGCAAAAGCACUCUGGAAGGCAUAAUCGCAACACGCAGUCCAUGUCAUCACUGCCCACCACACCGGUCAAUCGAUCCCGAGACGGGGCUUUACUGCCAUCUGCUGACUUGGUGCCGCAAACUGAGCCUCGCCAUCGAUACACUGAUCAGCAGUUUGUGCCAACGACGCCGACUCCUAAGCGAAAUCGACGUCGGAAAAGCCGAGAAAGCACUAUUUCAGCAGACGACAAUGAGGAGCUAGCAAGGCAGGCUAUGGAGUCGGUUGAGGCCAUGCAAUCCUUUACAUCUCAGGUUUCAAGGCCGUCACCGCAGGCAUCCCGACAACGGCGGCGAGCUGAGGAUGAUGACGACGAGGAGGUGUUUGACAGCCAGGCAAGCCAAGCAGCGACGGAAAUGUUGCGGAGGCACCCCGGCCGGAGUUUUGAAGUGGCUAGUUCGGCAGGGUCCCGCGAUGAAUCGCCCGGGCCUGCCGAGAAAUCGGCCAAAUUGCAGGCUAAACUCUUGUCAAGUUCCAGGGGCGGCGGUGCUAUGGAUAAGCGCAAGUUUAGCGGGAACACGGCUACAGCGGAGAGCACAAGGCGUGAACAGGGGAGUCCCCCGAAGAAGAUGCGAGUGGGCUCGUUGACGGAAGAGCAGCGAGUCGGUCUUGGCAUUCAAUAUGGCAGGCGAUGA